AUGUGACGUCAAAUCAUCUGGGUGGACUCGGUGGAGGAGCUGCGAAAUGGGAGCUGGGAAUCGAGGCGAGCGCGCGGGAUGCUUUCUCGGGGCAGUGCCCGCUUGCCUACGUAUACGAUAGUGGAGAAUAGCAAGGUAAGGCUGUCAGUACAAUACUCUUGUGUCGCGAAAAUACCGUCCAAAUUAGGCUUGUGGCUGGCUUUGUUUACAAAUCAACAUGGCGCAUGCGAAAAACAAUGUCGUCGGUGUAUAUCUGGACCGUGGUCAUCGGGACGUGGACUGUAAAGCCUAACGUAAACAAGACUCGGGAAAAGAGAGCAACAUAAAUUUGUGGCUUUUGUUUUUAUGUGAUAUUCACUAUCCAGUGUCAUUGCUUUUGUUUCAGGGUACAUUUAUAGCAGUGUGAGCCACUACACAGAGGGUAACUUGUAGUCAGCGGAGGCUAGCAAUGGUGUGGUGUAUCUAGAUGGUGAAUCAAUCAGUCGAUUUUUUUCAAACGUGGUUUCCUGCCUUGAUGAGGGUCUUCUUCCUCACCUGUCACAGUUGCAUCCUCCAACCAAGAUGUACUAUUAAACGACAAGGAAAAAAAAAAUGGUGGCUGGCUUACUUACAAUGCAACAAAACUGUCAGGAAAAGAAACAACUAGCAGAACUCAUGUAGGCGUAAACCAAGAAAAUUUUCAAUAUGACGUUUGAAAGCAUGGACAGUGGUGGAUGAAAGAACCUCCUCAGGAAGAGAGUCUGUGAGUUCCAAAAGUUCCAAAGAGUGAUGACACGAAUAGAGAAACGAGCUCUGACAUCCGUUGAGUUGUGUGGCGCGGAAAAUCUUAUUACUAUGUUUUGUCAUAAUCUGAUCUUUCUAACAGGCAACUAGUGAGGACACAAACCAUUCAUGAUUAUCCAAACCAUAGGUAAUCAGAUCAGCACGACCCCUAAUAGAAAACAGUUUAAGCCUGGACAGUCUCUCAGCUUAUGAUAAAUCAGCAAAACCAUAAUUUUCUUGGUUCACUGUCUCUGAACCGAUUCAAGUAACUGCAGACCUCCAAUAUAACCUGUGUUCCAUAACACACUACCAAAGUCAAUAAUAGGGCAAAUGUGAGCAAUGAAAUUUUGUGACAUAAAGGCUGGAGCCCUACAUAAAGUUCCCCCGAGAAACGUAUUGGCAACACCGUUUGCUUUACAAAGCACCUCCCUAGUGUGCAGAUGAAAUUUCAGUGAAUCAUCCACCAGAAUACCAAGAUCCCUGACUGAAGAUUUAUUUGGAAUUAGAAGGAUACCAAUGAAGUAGUCAUUAAUAGGGAAGGAAUUAAAUCUAGAAAAAUUGAUAUGGACACAUUUGUUAACUGAGAAAGAGAGACCCCAUGACUGGCUCCUAUGGAACAGUAAUGAUAUGUCACCCUGAAGUGUUAGGCUUGCCCCAUUGCAAUUUGAAGUAUUUACAGGAAGAGCCAGAUAACUUGGUAUUAUUGCAGUUUCAACCAAUACACCACACGUAAUUAUACACAUUCUCACGGUCUACAUCACACUUCUACGAGCAUUUCUAACCCCAUUUUACCCUCUCGGAAAUUAUUAAUAACUUCAGGACACAAGCCUAUAAAUGUGCGGUGUUCAGUGAGUUUUCUCCGAGUCCAGCAAGCUGCGGCGAGCCAUGGAGCUCUAUCACACUCGGAAAUGAGCAGUACACUGACUUGCAUUUGUUUAUAGCUGGGGUUUGUCGGUAACUGCUGGAUAGGAUUCUUUUAUUGUCUAUAGUUCUUUUGUCCAAUGACGUGCCACCACCUGUUAACACCACGAGCUGCGCCAAUGGGAAUUUGCUAUAUGUAUUCGUAGGCGGGGCACAGCUGGGCAGACAGGUGCAUACUGGCACUGCACAGAGACAUUUGUGUGCGGAGUUCAGCCAUGACCACCAGUGACACUAUAGUUGUGGCUCAUACCUCUGAUAAGGCUAGGUCAGCAGCGACCUCUGUGUGAGGAAGAUUUAUUUGGUCAUCGGGAUGAGGAUGACAGUCGUUUGUUGGGUGAUGCCCUUCAAAGGGAAUGGGAGAAAGAGUGCCAGGAAAGCAAGACAAAUAAGAGGCAGCCAAAAUUUUACAAGGCGGUCUUAAAGUGUUUCAGACAUUCCAUCUUCACAUCAAGUGUUGUUGCAGGCAUUCAGGAAUUUUUUAUAAUAAUUGGGCAACCAUUGGUUCUUCUGGAAUUAAUUCGCUAUUUUUCUGGAAAAGAAGGCUAUACGAAUAUCCAUGGUUGGAUCUAUUCCUCUGGCAUUGGAAUUCUAUCUCUUAUUUAUGUUUUCACACAUUAUUUUUAUAACUGGAUAACUAACAUACAGGGGAUGCAAAUGAAGAUAGCAUGCAGUACACUUGUCUACAGAAAGAUGCUGCGAGUGAGCACAGGGGCAGCAAACAAGAUACCUGUUGGACAGAUGGUGAACAUGUUCUCCAAUGAUAUAGGCUAUUUUGAAUCAUGUUCUUUUUACUUAUGUUAUGCUUGGAUUGCACCAAUUCAGGGAAUUAUUGCUAUGGGGAUUUUGAUAAGAGAGCUGGGGCCAUCCUGCUUACCUGGUUUUUCUUUGGUUAUACUUCUGUUCUCAGUACAGAGUCUUAUUGGCAAGGGUUUCUCAAAAUUAAGGCUUGCCAUUGCCAAGCGAACAGAUAAGCGGGUGCGACUCAUGCUUGAAGUCAUCAGUUCCAUACGGGCAAUCAAGAUGUUUACUUGGGAGAAGCUCUUCAUUGAUAUUUUGGAAGCUGCCAGGAAGUAUGAACUGAAAGAGAUAAAAAGAAAGAGUGUGCUUCAAUCCGUGAAUGCAUCCAUCUUCAAUACACUGUCAAGAUUAAUUAUUUUUCUUUGUCUGGUUACGUAUGCAAUGCUGGGCUUCCCAUUUCAAGCAGAAAAGGUAUAUCUGACAGUUGCCCUAAUCAACAGUGUUCAAAAUUCACUUACUGUUUACUUCCCUAUGGCUAUGAUUGGAGUUGCAGAAGUUUAUAUGUCCUGUCUUAGAUUACAGAGUAAGCUGGAGAUGGAGGAAAAAGAUGUCACCGGAUUUAUUCAACAUAUAGAGCCUCAUUCAAAACAAAAGGCCUGUGGUUUGACUGUGUAUGAAGUGACGGCCAGAUGGAACCGUGUAGCUAAGGAGAACAUCAUCAGUAAUGUGUCAUGUUCAGUGAAAGCUGGAGAUCUGCUGGCCAUUGUUGGUCUUGUUGGAUCUGGAAAGACCUCAUUUUUGAAUGUCAUCCUGGGAGAGCUUCCUGCUCAUAUUGGAAGGGUCUUUGUCCAAGGCAAGAUAAGCUAUGCUUCCCAGGAGCCAUGGGUGUUCUCUGGCACUGUGCGGAAGAAUAUUGUCUUUUGCCUGCCUUUCAAUGAAAAGAAAUACCUGGAGGUUAUUAAAGUAUGUGCCCUAGAACAGGACCUCAAGGAGCUACCAAAUGGAGACUUCAGUCUGGUGGGGGAGCAUGGCACAGCCCUCAGUGGUGGGCAGAAAGCACGGGUCAGCUUAGCCAGAGCCAUAUAUAAUGAUGCAGAUAUAUACCUGCUGGAUGAUCCACUGAGUGCUGUUGAUACCUGUGUGGGUCAUCAUAUUUUUGAUCAGUGCAUUAUGAAGUACUUGAGGGACAAAGUAAGGAUCUUGGUGACUCACCAGAUCCAGUAUCUCAAAGAAGCCUCCAAGAUCCUCAUCUUGAGAGAGGGACACACGCAUGCAUAUGGGGCAUAUACACAACUGGUGAAUGGUGGCAUUGACAUCAGAUCUUUGAUAAAGAAAAAGGAGAAUACUUCAACAUUAUCUGAAGGAGUUGCAAAGUUCAAGCAAGGCAAUGAUUGCAUUGAAAGUCAAAAGAUAAUUACCAACAGUGCAGAGCAGAAACAGAACUUAACAACUCCUAUGACCAAUGGUAUACAUCAUGAAGGUUCCAAACAGAUUGAUGACUCAAAUAAGGAAAUUAAGUAUGAUGAAGAGGCCAGAAUUAGUGGAUCAGUCAAGGCCACUUCCUUCAUUGGAUAUUUUAAGGCUGGUUUUGGCUGGCCCUUCCUUAUCUUCUUCCUGCCCAUGAAUUCCAUUGUGCUAAUCAUUAUUCUAGGAUCAGAUUAUUUCCUCUCAUACUGGACCAAUAAGGAACAACUCAUUGCUGAGUCUGUGAUGAACAUGUCAAAUGCUGUAGAAGAAACAAAUUCUUCUUUUAUUAAUGUCUCUUCUUCUGAUGACUUGCUAGAUAGAACACUGAAUAUUUACAUAUACUCAGGUUUGGUGGUCGGAAUGUUCAUUGGUGUGUUCCUUAAAUCUUUUUUUUUCUUCUGGGCCUGCAUUGCAUCUUCACAGGGCCUACACAAGAAUACAUUAUGGGCUGUUUUUAGAUGCCCCAUGAAAUAUUUUGAUUUCCGACCUGCAGGUCAGAUUCUGAACAGAUUUUCAAAGGAUCUAAAUGUAAUUGAUGAAAAACUCCCUAAAGACCUGUUGGAUUCUUUGAAUAUUGUGCUGUCUGUGGUGGGCUUGCUUGCAUUAGUUGCUUCAACCAAUGUUUGGCUACUGGUGCCUGCAGUACUUGUCUUGGUCUUACUUGUCGCCAUCCGAUGCAUAUACCUUCCUAUACUUUGUGACCUCAAGCGUAUGGAAUCAGUCGCCUACAGUCCUGUGCUCACCCAUCUGAGUGUGUCCCUGCAGGGCCUCAUCACAGUGCGAGCCUUUGAGUCACAGAAUUUCCUCAUGAAUCAAUUUGAUGAGUUACAAAACUUUCAUACUUCAGUGUCGUUUGUACUUUUAGCCUUGGAGAAAGGCUUUAUUUUUUAUUUGGAUGCUAUAUCAGCCAUCUACAUCUGCUUUGUUUCUCUGAGCUUCAUGGCCUCUCAAAAUAUUCUUGUAGGAAAUCUUGGCCUGGCCAUAUCCUCAGCCAUGAGCCUAUCAGGUGUGCUCUUCUGGGGUAUAUAUCAGACAACUCAGGUGCAAAAUGAGCUAGUUUCAGUUGAGCGUCUGCUGGACUACUGUGAUUUAGAACCUGAAGCACAGUGGGAAAUUGAAGGUAAAACUCCCAAUACCGAAUGGCCAGAACAUGGCAUAAUUUCCUAUGAAAAUGUCUCCCUGCAGUACAGUGAAUGUGAAGCACCAGUGUUGAAAAACCUCACUUUCUGUAUUAAAGGAAGUGAAAAGGUGGGCAUUGUAGGACGGACAGGAGCUGGAAAAUCUUCUUUAGUAUCCUCCUUGUUCCGUCUCAUUGAGUCAAGUGGUGAUAUUCGCAUAGACAGCCACAAUACAAAGGAGUUGGGUCUCCAUGAUAUACGAGGACGUCUCUCCAUUAUCCCUCAGAACCCCGUGCUCUUCUCCACCUCUGUGCGAAUAAACCUAGAUCCUUAUAAGCAAGCUUCAGAUGAGAAGUUGUGGACUAUUCUAGAAGAGGUUCAUAUGAAGAAUAUAGUACACCAGAUGAAUGGUGGCCUUGAUGCUUGUCUUGCAGAGGGUGGAACUAAUCUCAGUGUUGGGCAGAGGCAGUUGUUGUGUUUGGCACGAGCCAUACUUAAGCACAGCAAAAUUCUUGUUCUUGAUGAAGCAUCAGCCAAUAUAGAUCUGAGGACUGAUGAGCUGAUUCAGGAACUUAUCCGCACCAAAUUCCAUGACUGUACAGUGCUGACUAUUGCUCACCGACUGCAGACUAUUGUAGACAGUGACCGUGUAAUGGUGCUUCAGGCUGGCAAUCUCAAAGAGUUUGAUGAGCCACACAUUUUGCUUCAGAACAAGAAUUCCUUGUUCUUCAACAUGGUCCAGCAGACAGGACAGAACACCAGCCGCCAGUUGCAACAGAUUGCAGAAUAUGUAUACCUACAAAAGCAAGCUUCCUUGGGCAAGCUGUGAAAGCCAAGUCUCAACUGGAUAUGAAUAACAUAAUUUGGUUAACUUAAAGCAAAAUGGAAUAUAUAAAGGAGUUAAGAAACAUUAUCAAAAUAUGAAAUUCAUGUACAAUGUUUUAUUGAUUAUAUACUGUCAUUAUUAAUUGCUAAAGUAUAUUCUGCUAUGACUAAGGAUAUCCCUUCUGGUUUGUCACCAGCCAUUUAUCACACAAUGUUGUCUUUAUAAAUAUUUAUCUAUACAUAUCCUAGUUGUGCAUUGGUUUGUUCACACUAUACAUGUAUGAUAUAUGAGAGAGGGGGGAAGGGCAUGGAUGUUGAUCAGUUGAAUGAAAAAUAACAGUAAGUUGAUUUUUACUCCAUGAGAACCAUGCAAUUUUGUUUAUGAUAGUCAUCCUUGGAAAGCAAGAUCACAUAAAUUGAAUUAUGGAUGAAAGAAAAUGAGCGCGCUGCCAACACUUCAUCAACACACAUGCUAAAUUGAUUGAAAGAUAGAUAUAAAAUACAUAUACAGUCACCUCUCGAUUAAAGUUGUGUCACAAAUAUUACUCUUUUGUGGAACAUAAGAAUGCGAUCUACUGCUUUGAUUAGCUUAUAGAUGAAAUCCUUUUAUAAUUAAAUAUCAUUCAUGUUUUGCAUGAGUAAAUUAUGCAAAUUGCUUUUAGAAUAAUGAAUAUUUAUGCAAAUUUUCUCCACUACUUUUGUUUCCCUAUUUUAUCGAGUCACUUUCUUUGAGUGCUUUAUUUUUUUUAUUUAUUUUUUUUUUCAUUGUUAUUCCUCCCACAAAACAACAGCCAAUAGAGGAACAUGAAGUCAAAUUGGUGGAGCAGGGAGGAGGGUAAGGUGCAAACAGUGUGGUUGACAGCCAGUAUCACAUUUUAAUCUUACUAUUUAAUAAUAGAAAUAUGAUAAUAUAGCAAAAUUUUGAUAAACAGUAUGAGUAGGUCAUAAUAAACACUGAUUGAUAAUAAUAUGAAACAUAUUUUGUUUUUAGUGUUAUAAAAAUUAUAUGAAGAAUA
Messenger RNA from Portunus trituberculatus (swimming crab), 6847 nucleotides. Its product is annotated as ATP-binding cassette sub-family C member 4-like. The transcript is spliced from 30 exons. The coding region runs from base 2332 to 5835 and encodes 1167 amino acids. Gene Ontology annotation, biological process: transmembrane transport. NCBI's taxonomy places the organism in Eukaryota, Metazoa, Arthropoda, Malacostraca, Decapoda, Portunidae. Gene Ontology annotation, cellular component: membrane. Gene Ontology annotation, molecular function: ATP binding; ATP hydrolysis activity; ABC-type transporter activity. The record is from RefSeq and is a predicted model, not a curated record.